Messenger RNA from Myripristis murdjan (pinecone soldierfish), 7391 nucleotides. RefSeq names its product Ras association (RalGDS/AF-6) and pleckstrin homology domains 1b (gene raph1b). Lineage: Eukaryota; Metazoa; Chordata; Actinopteri; Holocentriformes; Holocentridae. Gene Ontology annotation, cellular component: cytosol; plasma membrane. Gene Ontology annotation, biological process: signal transduction. Bases 291 to 5111 code for a protein of 1606 amino acids. The transcript is spliced from 18 exons. The record is from RefSeq and is a predicted model, not a curated record.
AGAGAAGAAUGGGAAAGGGAAUGGGACUGUGUGUAGAGGAGGCGACGUGUGAAAACAUGAGGACAACCGAUAGUUUAUUGUAGAUAUUUUAAAAUACAGAUAAUUCCACAUAUCCUUAGGUAUUUUAUUUGUUUUUCCCCCUGAGGGUUGGGCGCUUGCUCCCAUUGGAGAACACAGGAGAGGACCCUCGUUGUGAAUCCCAAUUGCGGUAAAAAGCCCUGUCACCGAGAGGAGCAGUGGUUUCAUUCGACCUUUAACCUCAUCAGGAAGAAGGGAAAGCCACUUCAGAGAUGGACCAGGUGUCAGAUGAUGAGUUGGACCAUGGGGCGGAGGAGGACAGCGAUAAGGAGGAUCAGGACCUGGACAAGAUGUUUGGAGCCUGGCUUGGCGAGCUGGACAAGCUCACACAGAGUCUGGACGAUGGCCGGCCCCAGAAGGCAUUGCAGAAGCCCCCUCUCAGGCAGGAGACCAACAUGGCCAACUUCUCCUACCGCUUCUCCAUGUACAACAUCAAUGAGGCGUUGAACCAGGGAGACACCGUAGACUUGGACGCCCUGAUGGCUGACCUGUGCUCCAUCGAGCAGGAGCUCAACACCAUCGGCAAGCCCAACUCCUCGUCCCGCAGCCAGGGCCAAGCCAAGCAACGGGCUCCCGGGGGCCGCAGUGCCAGCACCAAGCAGAGCAGUGGGGGAGGGAGCAGCAGUGGAGGGAGCACCAGCAGCAGCACCCGGGCGUCGCCUGCCAACACGGUUCGCGGCGGCAGCGUCAACACCCGGCCCGUGGCCUCCAACUUCUCCCUGGACGACAUCACGGCUCAGCUGGAGAAGGCCUCGCUCAGCAUGGACGAAGCGGCCCGCCAGACCUCGUCUUCCUCCUCCUCUUCCUCCUCUUCCUACUCCUCCACCACGCUGCGGCGGCCCUCGUCCGGCUCCUCUGGCGGCGGGCAGCACCGGAGGACAGGCUCGGUGGGCACGGUCAGCGAACAGGAAGCUCCAUCCCAGCGCUCCAGUGUAAAUUCAGCAUGUGCCUCAGCGUCCAGCAUGGACUCGCUGGAUAUCGAUAAAGUGCUGAAGGGAGGAGAGGCGGAGGGUCAGAGCGCCCCGAACGCACAGGGACAAGGCCAGACCAGCACCGAGCAUGUCACACUGCGGCGGGCCAAUGGUAAGACGGCCAGACGGCAGCUUGACUUCACCUCGGGAGAGAGGGAAGUGGAUCAUGCCACUCACUCCUAUCUGGACCGAGAAACCUCGCUCAUUCUGAAAAGCAUAGCUGGAAAGCCCUCUCACCUCCUGACCAAGGAGGAACAGGCUGCCAAAUUGAAGGCAGAGAAGAUCCGAGUUGCCCUGGAAAAAAUCAAGGAGGCACAAGUCAAAAAGCUGGUGAUCAGGGUCCACAUGUCGGACGAGAGCUCCAAGACCAUGAUGGUGGACGAGAGGCAGUCGGUCAGGCAGGUGCUGGACAGCCUGCUGGACAAGUCGCACUGCGGCUACAGCCCAGACUGGUCCUUGGUGGAAACCAUCAACGAACUGCAGAUGGAGCGAAUCUUUGAGGAUCAUGAGAAUUUGGUGGAAAAUCUGCUAAACUGGACCCGAGACAGUCACAACAAGCUCAUGUUCAUCGAACGCAUUGAGAAGUACGCCCUGUUCAAGAACCCUCAGAACUAUUUGUUGGGGCGGAAGGAGACGUCAGAGAUGGCUGACAGGAAUAAAGAGGCUUUAUUAGAGGAGUGUUUCUGUGGCAGCUCGGUGUCCGUGCCAGAGAUUGAGGGGGUGCUGUGGCUGAAGGAGGAUGGGAAGAAGUCAUGGAAGAAACGAUACUUCCUCCUCAGGGCUUCAGGGAUCUACUAUGUCCCCAAAGGCAAAGCCAAGGCCUCCAGAGAUCUGGUGUGCUUCCUGCAGUUGGACCAUGUUAACGUGUACUAUGGCCAGGACUACCGCAGCAAAUACAAGGCUCCUACUGACUACUGCCUGGCUCUUAAGCACCCACAAAUCCAGAAGAAAUCCCAGUAUAUCAAGUAUCUGUGCUGUGAUGAUGUCAGAACUCUGCACCAAUGGGUGAACGGGAUUCGCAUCGCCAAGUAUGGGAAGCAGCUAUAUAUGAACUACCAGGAAGCCAUGAAGAGGACAGAGGCGGCGUAUGACUGGUCCUCCCUCUCCACCUCCAGCAUCCGAUCAGGCUCCAGCUCCGCCAGCAUACCUGAGUCCCAGUCUAACCAUUCAGGCCAGUCAGACAGUGGGGUGGACACAGGCUCCUCUCAUGGCCGGUCCCAGAGUGUGGUCAGCUCCAUCUUCUCCGAGGCCUGGAAGAGAGGCACCCAGAUGGAGGAAAACACCAAGAUGAGGAUGGAGUCAUCCAGAGGUGCCACACUCCCACAUUCUGGUCACAGCCACCGGCAUCACAGCCAACACUCAGUCGACCAUCCCGCACCAACACCCCCUCCCCAGUCCCAGCCUCAGCCGCAGCCUCAGUCCCAUCACCACCCUCCCCAGCAUCAACACCCACCCCAGGCCCAGCACCCCCCUCUGCAGGCCCAGCCUCCACCACCACCACCGCAGCAUCAGCACCUUCCCCCCCAGCCUCAGCCUCCUCAACAGGCUGCCCCACCGCCACCCCAGUCCCCCCAGCAGCCACCACAGCCCCCCCAGCAGCAGCAGCAGCAACAACUACAACUACAACAACAGCAACUACAACAGCAACUACAACAACAACAACAACAACAACAACAACAACAACAACAACUACAACAGCAACUACAACAACAACAACAACUACAGCAACUACAACAACAACAACUACAACAGCAACUACAACAACAACAAUUACAACAACAACUACAACAACAACAAUUACAACAGCAACUACAACUACAACAACAACAACUACAGCAGCAACUACAACUACAGCAACAGCAGCAGCAGCCUCCCCCUCCUCCUCCCCCUCCGCCUCCGCCUCCCCCGCCCCCAGUCCAGAGCGUGUCGCACCACUCUCCAGCUCCCACCAUGUACAAGUACAGCACAAUCACCAGGUUCCAGAACCAGAAGGCGUCCCAGGCUGCUAACCACCACAGGUUGCCCAAUCACCUCCACGCCGGGGCCCAGCAGGUCCUGCCCCCGGGGCCGGUACCUCCAGCAGCGCAAGUGUCUGUCAAGCCCCAGGUCAAGCCCCAGGUCAAUCACAUCCCACCUGCAGCUAACGUCCCACCUCCGCCUCCUCCUCCUCCUCCUCCACCACCUUCAAUGCCCACCCCCGGGUCGGCCAUGGCUGUGCUAAAGCUGGGCCCUCCUAGCCCGGCUUCCCCGAUGGCCUUCACCCCUCCAGCUCCACCUCCUCCACAAGCCAAUGGAGUUGCGUUUCCUCCCCCUCCUCCUCCUCCUCCACCACCACCAGCUCCCAUGCCCGGUGUGUGCCAACCUGUGUGCCACAACGGGCUGAAGCAGGCGCUAAAGGAGAGGUUCCCCAGCCCACCGCGGGAGCUCCUCUCUCCAAACGGAUACCUUGAGGAGUCCCCACCACCUGCUCCGGCUCCACCGCCCCCACCUCCUCCCCCUCCGCCACCCCCACCACCUCCACCUCCCCCGCAGCAGUUCCCAGUGCCGGCCCAGUUCCCUCCUCCUCCUACACCCCCGCCAGCCCCACCCAAAACCUUCACGCCGGGCUUCCUCCCUCAGACAGCCCCCAAGCCCGUGUCACCUGUCUCACCAUUCCCUCCCGCGCCACCUCCUGGUGCUUUGGGUGGCCCAGCCCCGCCACCACCCCCUCCCCCUCCUCCACCUGCUCCCCUGAAGAAGCAGUUCAGCCUUCAGACAGGCCACGCCUCUGGCCCGCCUCCUCCCACGCUGCCCAAACAGCACAGCCUGUCCAAGCCACCGCCCAUUUCCACCGGAGCCCCUCCUGCCACCUCCUUAGUCAAGCAGAUAGCCAGCCAGUUCCCAGGCGCCUCGUCCCAAGCAGCCAGUCACGCUGAGAGCCCCAAAGCGCCCCUCUCCCCACCUGCAGUGAAGGCCAAACCAAAAUGGCAGCCAGGUGGUGGCCAGCAGUCGCAGUCUUCAGACUUCCCACCUCCUCCACCUCCAGAGACCAACACAGGCUUCCCUGCUCCUCCUCCACCUCCCCCACCUCCUCCCGCCCCCGUCACGGGCCCCACCCCACCUCCUCCCCCUCUUCCCCCUGGAGGCCUGGGUUCCCCCUUGAAGAAGUCCCCCACCGGCCCCUCCUGUUUUGGAAUGAAGAAACCUCCUCCCACCCCGCAGAGGAACUCCAGCAUCAAGUCCGACUCCUCAGCUUCCUACCAGGAGUCCAGGAGGAACCUACUCAGCAAGUUUGCCCCACAGAACAACACGCCUUCUUCCUCCUCCUGUCCUGCCUCCUCCUCCACUGGAUCCCCCUCCAAGGACCCCCCAGCUGGACCCCCUGCUCCCCCCAAACCAGGCAAGCUCAACCUAGCCAACCUGCCGUUGGCUCUCCAGGCAAAAGUGGGCCAGGCCCGGCAGUCCAGUGGCGACUUCCCAUCCCCGCCACCUGAGUGCGCCUACUUCCCUCCUCCCCCACCAGCCUCUGAGCUUUUGCCCCCUCCACCGCUCCCUGGCGGUGACGCCCACAGCGGAGCCCCCAAAGUGGCCGUGGUCAACCCCCAGCCACAGGCUCCCCCUCCCCCUCCGCCUGUCUCCCUCGUCAGCAACCCCACCUGGGGAAAGGGCUCACUGAAGAAGACUCCACCUCCCACGCUUGUUCGGCGUAAUAACACUACCCCGGAGCCCCCCCCACUCUCUCCGCCGCCCCAGCUCCCUCCACCCACCUCCCCAAAGGGCAGCUCAGGCCAGCCCAACUUCCUGGAGGACCUCAACCGGACUCUGAAGCGCAAGUCCGUGGGCCGCCAGGGCUCGCUCAACGCCUCUCGCCUCUCAGGCAAGCUGGACCCUGCCGGCACCAUGGACGACAUGGCGCUGCCUCCCCCGCCCCCUGAGCUGCUCCUGGACCAGGAGAAGCAGGGCAACGGGGGGAACGGGGGCUACAUGUCCGGGAACAUCUCAGGCUAUGCAACGCUAAGGCGAGGACCCCCGCCCGCGCCACCCAAACGUGGGGACAACACCAAACUUACCGGAGAGUGUUGAGUUCAGGAGACCAGGACACAGAAGACGGAUGGAUACCGAAGUGAAAAUCCAUUUGUGAGACAGGAGAGACGCUGACUUCACUCUGCCCUCCGAGGGUCACGAUGAUAAUAAAUAGACUGUGUAUAUACUGAAAGCCAAAUCAGACCAAGGUCAAAUAGUGUUUGCAAAAAAUGAUAGCAGUUGUUUUAACCUUCUUGGAGUCCUGGAUUGGUGGUUUUACAGCAUUGAAACAGUUCAGACUGAAGUAGUUAAAUUCCACAGAAAAGUACCCAAAGUAUCCAGAAUUGCAGCCAAAUACUUUCCUGUAUUUGUCUAAAGCUUUCUGGCAAUCUUUGUAUUGCCCCGUGCGGCAAACCCCACCAGUCUGGUGCUUCACGCAGAUUAAAAUGAAUACUUAACAGAAUUGUGCAAAUAUUACUGGAUCCAGGUCUGAGCCAAUCCAUGUAUCUGCUUCUUUGCCAUAAGUUUGUGCCACGUAUUGGAGACAAAAAAAAAAACAACAAAAGAACUCAUCAGGAUCUUUCUGCUUUGGUACUGCAUGGACCUCCUGUAAAAACAAGCUGUAAAACAUGAAGCUCUUCUGUUGUGUGCGAACGUGAGAGAGAGAGAGAGAGAGAGAGAGAGAGACUGAGAGUGAGUAUGCACACAUGCAUUGUGUUUGUGCAUGUAUGUAUGAUUAUUAUAGGUGUGAAGUAGUAAAUGUUUAGGAAGGCCUUUGUGGAACAGGGAUUGUUAGUUUUGCUUUUAUAUGAAAUUAUUUAAUGAUCGAUAAAUGAAAGGAUUUUCUUUUUUUUUUUUUUUUAUAAUUCUGUCUUUUAAUACCUGGUCAAUAAAGGCUAGAGAGGAACACAAAAAUGUUCGGGCACAAUGGAAUGUACUGGGAAAGAGUUUGAAAUCGUUUCGAAUUGACGCACAUGCAGGCAAUGAUUCAGCAACUUGAAAAAGCUAAAAAAAAAAAAAAAAUCUUCUUAAAUCCGUUACUUUUUGCUUCUCAAGCAUUCCUCGACUUUCUCUCCACUGGGUUACAUGUCAAAUAUGAAUCAGAAGGAAGCCUUAUUCACAGAUUUGCACAGAUGUCAAAGCAAAAGGAGAUUCUUCCAAAGACUCAGUCGAGUCAGGUCUGUGCAACUGGAACAAAUUACUUUUUUUUUUUUUUAAUUCAACGCAAAGAAAAUAAAUGUGGCCUAUAAUGAACUUCUAAAACUUGUGGGGAGGCCUGUGAUGGUGUGUGUUAGUGGGCCGUGUGAGUUGGUGGCGUGUGUGUUCCCUGUGUGUUGGCUUGAUCUUGGACCUGAUCUUUUAGUUUGUAUCUGUACAGUUUCAGCUGCUGCUCCCUCGUCAGUCCCCGCCGCCUUCAAACGUCACAUGAUGUCACAACCCAGGAAGUAGAAUGUACAGAUCGGAUACUACGCCCGUGUGCAGUGUGCUCAUUCUGUCCCCACAAGGUGUGACCCCCCCCUCAUCGAAAAAGACACAUUUGUCUCGUUCAUGUACAGAGCAUUAAAUGAUGUAGUCGAUAACUGAAAGGCUGGAGGGAUCUAGCGAAAAGCCCCAAUCGUCUGACUGGCAUUAGACUGAAUGUUGCUUUCAACUUUGUGUGUCUAUCGUAUCUUGUUUCUUCAUGGUGCCAUUACUGUCUCGGCCCUUAGCACAGAGGGACUGAGCUCAAGUCUUGAUUUUGCACCCCUAGAGUGGAUCAUGGAUGUUUUAUCAUGUUUAUUGCAGCAAUGCCUUCAUUUUUAGGGUGCUAGUGCUGUCCUUUUGAAGAACUGUGAUCUAUCUCAUUCUCAACAUGGCCUCAUGUGUCAGGAUGACAUAUCAUUUAUAAUCACGGACCAUUAACACUGGUCUUAAAAUAGCUAUAGUAUGGCAACGGUAGCUUCAGGGCUAAAAGGUCAAGUCCCACUGCCAGUGUGCUUUGAAAGAGGUUGAAACAAUAGACCUCAACAGAGACCAUUAUAUCAACAGGUUGAAUGAUCUCGUAAAGAAAACCUCAAUUGUAAUAAGUGGUUCUGUAUAAGGCCUGUUUAACAUGUUAUCCUGUUAUCCUACUUACCCACAGUGCUUUGUUUGCCACUUGAAGGCAGUGUACCUUUUCAUAUAACUGAAUAUCAUUGUCCUUCACGGGAUGUUUGCUACAGUGCAGUAUGUAAGUUAUUGAUGUGCUGACUCUGAACAUGUGGAGGCCAAAUGACAUGAAGAAAAACAUGUGGAGAUACAGAGUAAAUGUGUCCUCUUGCAUAUAAACAGAAAAAUCACAAUAUAAAUGUUCAAACCAGA